UUGGUGUCACUCCUAUUUUCCUUUACAAUACUUUGAGACUGCAACUAGUGUAAGAUAGACAGAUGGAGUUACGUUGCUAAGGAGAAAGUUCAUUUCCUUUGCCAAUUUUAUAUCUUCUGUUUGGCAAAUCUUGAAGGAGGUACAACCAAGAUCCAACUAAGAUAUAAAAUUAGGGAAUAGAAAAGAUUAUCUUUUGUUUCUUGUGACAGCAAUGAGCAAUCAUUAAUACUCCUACACAAAAAAAUAAAUGAAAAGAAAAUAGAAAAUAGUGGUAGGGCAAAGACCAAAGUUGUUCUUAGUCCAACAAAGAAAAAAGAGAACGCUGACUUUUUAGCUUUCCAAGAAUUUACUUCGAAAGGAGACAGCAGGAAUUUUAUUGGGUUUUGUCUUGUCUUGAUUAUCGGUAAAAACCCGUGAACUUGUGAGAUGCGUGCUUAACCCUUUUCCAUAUGCCACUUCCUUUCCUGUUUUCCACCAAACCAAAUGUCUUCCUUUCGUUUUCUACCAAUGGAAAAAGAAUAACACAAACUGCCUUGGUUCUUUUACUUCAUUCGCUUACAAAGAUUAGUCGAUUCGCUAAUUUGAAUUCGCUUCAAGAUAUUUAACAAUUUUUAGAAACACAAAAAGUGAUUGAUCAAUCUUUAUAAAAAAAUUAUUUUUACUAUUCCAAUUUCUAAAUUAGUUAGAGAACUAAGAGAGACAUUUACGCACAUACUUUAAUGACUUUUUCACCUUGAUUAAGGCUAUUAAAUGUGGGAAAACUUGAAAAAGUAGAUAAUAUGAAUGGAAAGUAGUACUACUAUGUUUUCAAUUUUAAAAUACAGUGCUUCAUAUCAUCGUUUCCCCAACUACUACUCCAAGAAAAUAUUGGGAAUGCCUUAAAAAGAAAAAAAAAAAGAUUGGUUGUUCAAGAUUACAUGCGUAUAAUUUGAACUCUUUUGCUGAUAAAGACAAGUUAAUGUCAACUAUUGUGGUUCUAGUCUCUGUUUUGCCUUGAUGGUUCACCUAGUUACAUCAUCAAAAUUGAGAUAUCCUCAUGGAAUGUAGCAAUAUCCUCAUGGAAUGUAGCAACUGCACUACACAAGUGACCAAGACCCACUCAUGUCUAGUGGAGCAUUAUUAUCCAGUUGUAGUUACAAGAGAGAAAUAAUUAUCAAUUUGUAGUUGUUACCUGGCCAGAACAUUGCCACAAUCAUUGGUAGGUCCAAGCUUAGGCAUGUUUUAUUGCGACUUUUUUGGUUGUCAGGGCAUAAGUACCUUCACCUUUGGCCUUAGCCAAAUCUACCCAAAAAAACAAAAGCUCAAAAAAAGAAAACUAAAAGGCAUUGCUUUGCUAUAAAAGCUUCUGACAACCGUUACCAACUUGUUACUCAUAUUUAUUAUGGAAAAUAAAGGGUAUUCCACUAUAGCUUUUGAUUAUCUAUAACUUUCAAGACUGAUAGACUUUGUCACUUUUCUUUGUUGCUUUAUAUCUUUUCCCCCUCAGGAUUAUGGGGUUACUUUAUUCCUCUAUCGAACCACUUACCUUGUGGAUAUAGUAAGAGAGAAAAUUGGAAGGGUAUUGAAAUUGGAUUCCAUUCAACAAGGUGAUGCUUGGAAAGGAAUGGAUAUGCUAAUUUUCAAUUCUUGGCAUUGGUGGACUCACAAGGGCAACUCUCAACCAUGGGAUUAUGUGGAAGAUGGUUCAAAGGUAACCAAAGAUAUGGACCGUUUGAUGGCAUUUUACAAGGGUCUAACUACUUGGGGAAGAUGGGUUGACCGAAAUGUUGACUCCUCCAAGACCAAAGUCUUCUUCCAGGGAAUUUCUCCAACUCAUUAUAUGGGUACGGAAUGGGGAGGAUCAACAAAGAAUUGUAACUCAGAGAAAAUGCCAUUAGCAGGGUCAACAUAUCCAGCAGGGACACCAGCAUCUGCAGUUGUAGUUAACAAAGUAUUAAAUAGGAUGAAAACAGCAGUUUACCUCCUUGAUAUCACGUUUCUCUCCCAAUUAAGGAAAGAUGCUCAUCCAUCAGUUUACAGCGGCGAUCACCCUGGUGUUGAUUGCAGCCAUUGGUGUCUCCCCGGACUACCUGAUACUUGGAACCAGCUUCUCUACGCAGCUCUGAUUAUGUAUUUGAAGACCAUCGGCUGAAAACAGCGAGCAAUCAGGUGCACAUGGCAAUCAUUGGCGCAGUCCUGGACUUCUUAAUAAUUGGAGCCAGCUUCUUUGUGCUGCAAUUCUUCUCUGAAGAUGAAGAAUUCAAAUUAUUUUUUAUUGCCCAUAGUUUGUUUCUUUUCAUAGGUAUUGGUCUGUGUAUUAUAGGGGCCUAGGCUCGACUGUGAAAAUAUUGAUUCAAGGACAUACAAUAGCUUUCAGAUGUAAUAAGCACUGUGAUUGGGGAGUAGGGGUGCAUAGGAGUGCUGAUAAUUUUCAGCUACUAGCUUGAAGUUUAUUUUCAUUUUAUUAAGCAAUUAUGAAUAAAAGCAGAUUUCCUCUGCUUAUUUAUGGAUUUAA
Messenger RNA from Nicotiana tabacum (common tobacco), 2494 nucleotides. NCBI's taxonomy places the organism in Eukaryota, Viridiplantae, Streptophyta, Magnoliopsida, Solanales, Solanaceae. The record is from RefSeq and is a predicted model, not a curated record.